Messenger RNA from Aethina tumida (small hive beetle), 6586 nucleotides. RefSeq names its product putative U5 small nuclear ribonucleoprotein 200 kDa helicase (gene l(3)72Ab). Lineage: Eukaryota; Metazoa; Arthropoda; Insecta; Coleoptera; Nitidulidae. The transcript has 10 exons. Gene Ontology annotation, cellular component: nucleus. Gene Ontology annotation, molecular function: ATP binding; nucleic acid binding; ATP hydrolysis activity. The record is from RefSeq and is a predicted model, not a curated record. Bases 112 to 6522 code for a protein of 2136 amino acids.
AUCGGCAAAUAACCUUAAAACGAAAUUCGAGGUUUGUUUGCUUGUGUUUAUAAUGAUGAUUAAAAUUAGUAUUAAAUAAAGUUCAGAAAGAGUACAUUUAAUUAAUCAAUCAUGGCGGAUGCUGCGGCUAGACAGCUUCAAUACGAGUAUAAAGCGAACUCAAAUUUAGUAUUACAAGCUGAUGUUCGCCUCAUUGAGAGGAGAAGCAGAGAUGAAGCAACUGGUGAAGUUAUGUCACUGGUUGGCAAACUCUCUGGCACUAAGAUGGGGGACAGGGCCCAGAGGACCAAACCUGGUAAAGCUGAGGAAAGAAAAGCAAAGAGACAAAAGAGAGAUGAAGCACAGUAUGAUUUUGCACGUAUGAAGGGUGCCACACUUCUGUCAGAAGGUGUUGAUGAAAUGGUAGGCAUAAUCUACAGACCAAAAACACAGGAAACCAGGCAAACCUAUGAUGUACUUCUAAGUUUUCUUCAAGAAGCUUUAGGUGAUCAACCUAGGGACAUUCUAUGUGGUGCGGCUGAUGAAGUUUUGUCUGUUUUGAAAAAUGACAGGCUUAAAGAAAAAGAAAAAAAGAAGGAGACUGAAACCUUGCUAGGACCCAUUGCUGAAGAAAGAUUUGCUCUUCUGGUGAAUUUAGGUAAAAAGAUUAAUGACUUUGGUAGUGAAGAGAAAAAUGUCACUGGUGAAGAGAACAUUGAUGAAACAUAUGGAAUCAAUGUUCAGUUUGAGGAAUCAGAGGAGGAGGAUGAUGAGGACAUGUAUGGUGAAGUUAGAGAAGAAAUGGAUAUUGAAGAAGGAGAGGAAGCUAAAGAAGAUGGAGCUAUUCAUUCAGAAAAUCUGGGUGGAGUGGAUGAGAUGAAAAAGGAGAAAAGUUUGCAUCCUUUAGACAUUGAUGCUUACUGGCUGCAAAGAAGGCUAUCCAAAAUUUAUGACGAUGCCAUGGUGUCACAAGCUAAAGCAACAGAAGUUUUAAAUGUACUAAGUGAUGCUAGUGAUGAUAGGGAAUGUGAAAAUCAACUGGUGUUGUUAUUGGGUUAUGAUUGCUUUGAAUUUAUCAAACAGCUUAAGAAAUACAGACAAAUGAUAUUAUACUGCACUCUAUUAGCAAAAUCCCAAAGUGAAACUGAAAAGCAAAAAAUCAAAGAUAAAAUGUCUGAUGAUCCAGCUUUAUCAAAAAUCUUGCGACUUUUGGACUCAGGCAAGGGCGAAGACGAUCUUGAAGAAGACGAAUCUGCUAUGGCUUCCUCAAGAAGAAAGAAUGAGAGUGAUGAAAUGGAUCCCAAUAAUUGCGCCCAAGUUUCGGGAAAUCGGCAGUUGGUUGACUUUGAAGAUCUCGUUUUCUCUCAAGGGUCACAUUUUAUGGCCAAUAAAAGAUGUCAGCUACCGGAUGGCUCGUUCAGGAAACAACGCAAAGGCUAUGAAGAAGUGCAUGUACCAGCUCUGAAACCAAAACCGUUUGGAGACAAUGAAAAACUACAACCCAUUGAUCAGUUACCAAAAUAUAUCCAACCAGUAUUUGAUGGAUUUAAAACAUUAAAUCGUAUUCAAAGUCGACUGUACAAAGCAGCUGUUGAGUCGGAUGAAAAUCUUUUACUGUGUGCGCCCACUGGUGCAGGUAAAACUAAUGUUGCACUUUUAUGCAUGAUGCACGAAAUUGGCAAACAUAUUAAUCCCGAUGGUACAAUUAAUGCGGACGAAUUCAAGAUAAUUUAUGUAGCUCCCAUGCGUUCUCUUGUACAAGAAAUGGUGGGUAACUUCGGAAAAAGAUUGGCCACUUACAACAUAACAGUCUCUGAAUUGACUGGAGAUCACCAGUUGACCAGGGAUCAAAUUGCAGAGACGCAGAUAAUAGUAUGUACGCCUGAAAAAUGGGAUAUCAUUACCAGAAAAGGUGGCGAGAAAACUUUUACUUCACUUGUGAGGCUGGUGAUUAUCGACGAAAUUCACUUGCUUCACGACGAAAGAGGUCCGGUACUAGAAUCACUGGUUGCAAGAACCAUCAGAAUGAUAGAGUCUACACAAGAAGAUGUUAGAUUAGUUGGUUUAUCUGCUACAUUACCCAACUACCACGAUGUUGCCGCCUUUCUCAGAGUAAAACCAGAGACAGGACUGUUUUAUUUUGACAACAGCUUCAGACCUGUAUCUUUAGAGCAACAAUACAUUGGUGUUACUGAGAAAAAAGCUUUAAAGAGAUAUCAAGUAAUGAACGAAAUUGUGUAUGAAAAAACUAUGGAACAUGCUGGCAGAAAUCAAGUCCUAAUUUUCGUGCAUUCAAGAAAAGAAACUGGGAAAACGGCUCGAUCAAUCAGAGAUAUGUGUCUAGAGAAGGAUACCUUAGGUCAAUUUUUAAGAGAAGGUUCAGCUUCUAUGGAAGUGCUAAGGACUGAAGCCGAGCAGGUCAAGAAUCAUGAACUUAAAGAUUUAUUACCUUAUGGUUUUGCCAUCCAUCAUGCUGGUAUGUCCCGUGUAGAUAGGACGUUGGUGGAGGAUUUGUUUGCUGACAGACACAUCCAAGUAUUAGUGUCCACAGCCACACUUGCUUGGGGUGUCAACUUACCCGCUCAUACUGUCAUCAUAAAGGGAACACAGAUUUACAAUCCGGAAAAGGGACGUUGGGUGGAAUUGGGGGCACUGGAUGUUUUACAAAUGUUGGGUAGAGCGGGUCGUCCACAGUACGACACCAAAGGCGAAGGUAUACUUAUCACCAAUCACAGUGAGCUACAAUAUUAUUUGUCACUUUUGAAUCAGCAACUUCCUAUUGAGUCCCAAUUAAUUUCAAAACUUCCUGACAUGCUUAACGCUGAAAUCGUGCUGGGAACUGUUCAAAACGUAAGAGACGCUGUCACAUGGCUGGGCUAUACUUACCUCUACAUCAGAAUGAUGCGGCAACCUACUCUCUAUGGCAUUUCCCACGAUCAGCACAAACAUGAUCCUUUGUUGGAACAGCAUAGAGCCGACUUGAUACAUACUGCUUCAGUGCAUCUGGAUAGAAGCGGCCUUGUAAAAUACGAUAGAAAAACAGGCCAGUUUCAAGUUACAGAAUUGGGAAGAAUUGCUUCUCAUUAUUAUUGCACAUAUGACACAAUGAGCACAUACAAUCAGCUACUCAAACCAAUGCUGAGUGAAAUUGAACUGUUUAGAGUGUUUUCACUAUCAUCAGAAUUUAAGAACAUAUCUGUAAGAGAGGAAGAAAAACUGGAGUUGCAGAAGCUUAUGGAGCGAGUUCCAAUUCCCAUAAAAGAGAGCAUGGAGGAACCUAGUGCAAAAGUAAAUGUUUUACUUCAAUCUUAUAUUUCUCAAUUGAAACUGGAAGGUUUUGCUUUAAUGUCUGACAUGGUUUAUGUUACCCAAUCAGCUUCCAGACUGAUGAGAGCAAUUUUCGAAAUUGUUUUGCACAAAGGGUGGGCCCAAUUGGCUGACAAGACUUUGGCAUUGUGCAAAAUGAUUGAUAAACGCAUGUGGCAAUCAAUGUCACCGUUGAGGCAGUUUAGAAAAAUGCCCGAGGAAAUUAUUAAGAAGAUCGAAAAGAAGAAUUUCCCGUGGGAAAGGUUGUAUGAUUUAGGACCCAACGAAAUAGGUGAAUUGAUUCGUGUACCAAAAUUGGGAAAAACCAUACACAAAUAUGUGCAUCAAUUUCCAAAGUUGGAACUCUCUACGCAUAUUCAACCGAUUACCAGAUCAAUGAUGAAAGUUGAAUUGACAAUAACUCCUGAUUUUCAAUGGGACGAUAAGCUGCACGGCGCAUCCGAAGCGUUUUGGAUUUUAGUAGAAGACGUCGAUUCCGAAGUCAUUCUUCAUCAUGAAUUCUUUCUAUUAAAGGCGAAAUAUUGUCAGGACGAACAUUUGAUAAAAUUCUUCGUACCAAUAUUUGAACCAUUACCACCACAAUACUUCUUGAGGAUCAUAUCUGACAGGUGGAUUGGAGCCGAGACACAACUUCCCGUAUCAUUCAGGCAUCUUAUUUUACCUGAGAAAAACUUUCCUCCUACAGAGCUACUUGAUCUGCAACCUCUUCCGAUUACUGCUUUAAGAAACGACCAAUUUGAAUCGUUGUACUCUGAAAAAUUUCCGCAGUUUAAUCCAAUUCAAACGCAGGUUUUCAAUACUGUUUACAACGGGGACGAUAAUGUUUUCAUUGGUGCUCCCACAGGUUCAGGAAAGACUACAAUUGCAGAAUUUGCAAUACUUCGAUUAUUUGACAAGAACCCUGAAGGUAGGUGUGUUUACUUGGUACCCAAGGACGCUUUGGCUGAAUUAAUAUUUGCUGAUUGGCACAACAAAUUUGGUCAGGUUUUGGGUAAAAAGGUCGUGUUAUUGACUGGUGAAACUGGUACUGAUUUAAAGCUGCUUGGUAAAGGACAGAUUGUUAUUACUACUGCUGAAAAGUGGGAUGUUUUGUCCAGAAGAUGGAAACAACGAAAGAAUGUGCAGAACGUGAACUUAUUCAUUGCUGAUGAACUGCAUUUGAUUGGGGGAGAAGAUGGUCCAGUUAUUGAAGUUGUUUGCUCAAGAAUGCGUUAUAUUUCCUCUCAGAUAGAAAAACCAAUCAGAAUUAUUGCGUUGAGUUCGUCAUUAACUGACUAUAGGGAUGUUGCUCAAUGGUUGGGAUGCAAUUCUAAUGGUACCUUCAAUUUCCACCCUACUGUCAGACCAAUACCCCUGGAAUUGCACAUACAAGGUUUUAACAUCACCCAUAAUGCUUCAAGAUUAAUAGCGAUGGCAAAGCCUGUGUAUAACGCUAUACAUAGAUACAGUGUCCAUAGACCGGUCAUUGUUUUUGUACCUACCAGAAAGCAAGCCAGAGUAACGGCCAUUGAUUUACUGACUUACGCAGCAGCCGAAGGACAACCCAACAAAUUCUUCCAUGCUGAAGAGGAGGAUAUCAAACCGUUCUUGGAUCGUAUGACCGACAAGACUUUGAAAGAGACAUUAUCGCAAGGUGUAGCUUACAUGCAUGAGGGACUCUCAGCAAGCGAUUUGCGUUUGGUGGAACAGCUGUUUGAUUCAGAUGCCGUGCAGAUCGCCGUUAUUACUCGAGAUCUUUGCUGGGCCGUGAAUAUUUUCGCCCACCUGGUUAUAAUUAUGGACACUCAGUUUUACAAUGGAAAGCUGCACGCGUAUGAAGAUUACCCCAUCACGGAUGUGCAACAGAUGGUUGGAAGGGCGAAUAGGCCGCUGGAGGACGACGACGCCAAAUGUGUGCUAAUGUGUCAAACAUCAAAGAAAGAUUUCUUUAAGAAAUUUUUGAAUGACCCCCUGCCAGUUGAGAGUCAUUUAGACCACCGACUCCAUGAUCACUUCAAUGCUGAGAUAGUGACGAAAACCAUUGAGAACAAACAAGACGCAGUAGAUUACUUGACAUGGACAUUUUUAUACAGACGACUUACUCAAAACCCAAAUUAUUACAACUUGCAAGGAGUUUCUCACAGGCAUUUGUCCGAUCAUUUGUCGGAACUGGUAGAAAACACAUUGUCGGACCUGGAACAAUCAAAAUGCAUAAGCAUAGAAGAAGAAAUCGACUGCGUGCCGCUCAAUUUGGGAAUGAUUGCCGCUUAUUAUUACAUUAAUUAUACAACCAUUGAACUAUUUAGUUUGUCGCUUAACAACAAGACCAAGAUUCGUGGCCUCCUCGAGAUAAUAUCAUCCGCAGCGGAAUAUGAAAACAUUCCUGUACGGCAUAGAGAAGACAAUAUUCUGCGUCAAUUAGCUCAAAAGCUACCCAACAAAUUAACUUCACCAUCAGGUGGACAACCCAAAUUCAAUGAUCCACAAGUAAAGACAAAUUUGUUGUUACAAGCACAUUUGUGCAGAUUGCAAUUGGGUGCGGAACUGCAAGGCGAUACCGAGAACGUACUUGGCAAAGCGAUCAGAUUGAUUCAGGCCUGUGUUGACGUGUUAAGUUCAAAUGGAUGGUUGUCACCAGCUGUGGCUGCCAUGGAAUUGGCUCAAAUGGUUACACAAGCUAUGUGGAGCAAAGAUUCCUAUUUGAAACAACUGCCGCAUUUCAACGCUGAUAUUAUUAAGAGGUGUACGGAAAAGGGUGUUGAAACUGUUUUCGAUAUAAUGGAACUUGAAGACGAUGCUAGAUUGAAGCUUUUACAACUGAGUGAUAGUCAAAUGGCAGAUGUAGCAAGAUUCUGUAAUAGGUACCCCAACAUUGAACUGAGCUAUGAAGUGCUUGAUAAGGACAAAAUCCACUCAGGAUCUUCAAUACAUGUUGCAGUACAAUUAGAACGAGAGGACGAAGCAGGUGGUCCAGUCAUAGCUCCAUUUUAUCCACAGAAACGAGAAGAAGGAUGGUGGGUUGUUAUUGGUGAUCCGAAAUCCAACUCCUUACUCUCUAUUAAGAGGUUAACUCUUCAGCAAAGAGCCAGAGUGAAGUUAGAUUUCGUGGCUCCCAGUCCGGGCCAUCAUAAUUAUACCUUAUACUUUAUGAGUGACGCCUACUUAGGUUGCGAUCAAGAAUAUAAAUUUUCUGUAGACGUAGGAGAUUUCGAGUCCAGUGCAAGUGAUUCAGAAUGAAUUAAUGAAAUCAAUAAAUUGUAAUUUAGUUUUAAGGAAUCAAUAAAAAGUCUUUUUAAUAUAA